UCGCUGCGUGUGUUUCUCGUGUGUGUUUUUUUUUCUUCAGCCUGUUCUUCACUCACACUCUCGCUCAGCAGAGAUUCAGUGGUGGAGAGCAAAAGAUUCUCACUGAGAGGGGGGAAAGGCAGAAAAGGGAAACUGAUUUCCUUUUCUCCUCUUAUUAAGAAUUGAGAAGCAGAAAAAAAGGUACAAAUAUAGUGUUUAUUUUGGGGGAGGGGGUACUCUCAUCAGCCCUGCCUCUUCCACUGCACGUGCUCAGCUCUGCACAACUGUGUUCCCAGAUGGAGAGGAUGCAGGGAGAGGGAGAGGUAGACCACCUGGAGCAACCAAGCCCACUGACUGACAAGGAGAGGGUGAUUAUCCAGGACUCUUGGGCACAAGUCUACCAGAACUGUGAUGAUGUUGGAGUGGCCAUACUAGUCAGGCUGUUUGUGAACUUCCCUUCAUCCAAGCAGUACUUCAGCCAGUUCAAGCACAUUGAGGAGCCGGAGGAGCUGGAGCGGAGCACCCAGCUUAGGAAGCACGCUCGCAGAGUCAUGAAUGCCAUCAAUACACUGGUGGAGAGCAUUGACGACUCAGACAAGGUGGCCUCAGUGCUGAAGCUGGUGGGAAAGGCCCACGCACUCCGACACAAGGUGGAGCCUGUGUACUUCAAGAUCCUGAGUGGUGUGAUACUGGAAGUCCUGGGGGAAGAGUUUCCAGAGGUUGUUACACCAGAGGUGGGCGCAGCAUGGACUAAACUCUUGGCUACAGUCUGCUGUGGCAUCACAGCCAUCUAUGAGGAAGUGGGCUGGACUAAGCUCUCAACUUCAACCGGGUGAAGUUUUCUAGUGUGGUUUUAUUGGACCAUGCAUACCAAAAGACUUUCUUUCUUUCUUUCUUUCUUUCUUUCUUCUUUCUUUCUUUCUUUCUUUCUUUCUUUCUUUCUUUCUUUCUUUUUUUGGCCAGGGCCUCAUAAAAGGAAUCAACUGACUAAGAUAAUACUGGGCUAUGGAACGUAUACUCUAAUGUAAACAACAAUGAAAACUGGUACUGUGCCCAAUUUCAUGGCUAGCAGUGUGUGUUAUGUAUGUAUGUGUGUGUAUGAGAGGGAAAGUAAAAAACUGAAGGCUCUCCUCCUUGUUUUUGUACUCUUGUAAAGGACCAAACCAUUUAAAGGAGAGAGCAAAGAGAGAGAAAAUGCAAACAUAAAACCAACAGUGGACGAGAGGUCACAUUUGACUUAGAUGUGCCUUCUACUGAAUGUGUAUAUCUAGAAACUGCCAGGUAAAUACCAUUCUUUCUAAAUAUCGUUAUGUUUUUCUGAUGUUUCCUUUUAUCAGUCUGUAUCCACAUGUGUCAACCUUAUGAGAUAUUAAUAGACAUUUUUACAUUUUUAACAAUUAACUGUGCUGAUUGUACAUUUUUUCAUUAUGAUUCACCUUUGUAUCUGUAUUCAACCAGACUUUUAAAUAAAAUUACAAAAAAACAAUGUGACGUCACAGCGCAGCAUCAAAUCCUUUUAAACUUGUAUCUGCCUUAAUCUGAUUUCCCUUACAUUUCUACUCAUGGACAUGUCGACAAAAUUAAACCUUUCUUUUCUCUC
Lates calcarifer (barramundi perch) is the source of this 1579-nucleotide messenger RNA. RefSeq names its product cytoglobin-1. Gene Ontology annotation, biological process: oxygen transport. NCBI's taxonomy places the organism in Eukaryota, Metazoa, Chordata, Actinopteri, Centropomidae. The record is from RefSeq and is a predicted model, not a curated record. The transcript is spliced from 3 exons. The coding region runs from base 276 to 815 and encodes 179 amino acids. Gene Ontology annotation, molecular function: oxygen binding; heme binding; iron ion binding.